This is a messenger RNA of Effrenium voratum, 497 nucleotides long. The record is from the annotation of a GenBank genome assembly. Lineage: Eukaryota; Dinophyceae; Suessiales; Symbiodiniaceae.
AGGGUUCGAGAUCAGCUGAUCCCUCACAGCCUGGCGCGGUGAAAAGAAGACAGCAGCCAUGCCGACACCAGCGGACAAGAGGAAGAUUGUGAAGAAGCGCACGAAGAAGUUCCCGCGCUUCCAGGCAGACCGCUUCAAGCGCAUGAACCCGGCUUGGCGCAAGCCCAGAGGCAUCGAUGGCCGCGUGCGUAGGCGAUUCAAGGGCUCCACUCUGUGCCCCAAGAUUGGCUACGGAUCGGACAAGAAGACCAGGUUCCGCCUGAAGAAUGGCUUCUACAAGUUUGUCGUGCGAUGCCCAGCUGACUUGGAGAUGCUGCUCAUGCACAAUGAGAAGUAUGCCGUGGAGGUUGCCCACAACAUCGGUGCCAAGAAGCGCAAGGAGAUCGUGGAGCGGGCAGACCAGCUGCGCUUGUACGUGACCAACCGCAACGCGCGCCUGAAGACAGAGGAGGCAAGCUGAAGAUUGAGGCCAGAGGAGCUGUGUGCUGCCGCAAAGA